UGCUCAUUUUAUUGGCAUUUUCAGCUCCCCUAUUGUUUUGCCUCGCAAAAGAAGAAGAUUCGUCACAACUUGGAACUCGGCAAGACAAUUCUCAUUCAGACGCUUUUUCCAACGACUCCGAAGGCAUAAGCUUCUUUGAAACACUGGUCAAACGAUUGGAAUCUGAGUCGUCAUCACCACGCAUGAAACCGGAGACAAUUGCAGCAAUUCCAGAAGAAGAGCUUCAAGAAGCUCUACGCAUUGGCCAAAACUACGUGGAAAAAUGGGAUCGACUAGAAGAGCAGAUUUUCAAACAGAAUCGCACUUUCAGCGGAUAUCCCAGGUAUAUGCGGGAAGCGAUAGCCCAGUCAAAAGAAGCUGCCGUUUAUUUGAUGGCCCGGAAACACCUAAGCCAAAGGUUAAGAGUCUCUCCUGACAAAAUCGGAGAUAUCGAUCGUCUGUUGAGCGUUCGCCAAAAGCUUCAAUCGACUCCAAUGCCAUUAUGCGAUUUCAAUUCAAAGUUUCGGUCUAUCGAUGGAACUUGCAACAGUAAGGAACAAGCACAAUACGGAAAAGCUGGCACCAUUUUCAAUCGAUUAUUAAAUUCUAACCAAUUCUACAACGAUGGUGCAGAGACAAUCCGAAAAAGCCAAUUAACCGGAAGCCAAUUGCCAAGCGCUAGUCUCGUCUCUGCCACCGUUUUGAACAGCGACGACGCAUUUCUUAUUCAUCCCAAAGCCACUCUUCUGUCGAUUCAGUGGGGCCAAUUCCUCGGCCAUGAUCUGAGCCAUACUCCGUCGUUCUCUCAAAGAGACGGAUCUUCCUACGACUGCUGCUCGACAACAAUCAAAGACGGGCAUCCUGAAUGUCUUCCCAUUGCCAUUCGUAGUGACGAUCCGAUUUACAGUCUACUGGGCAGCAGUCAAUUGACCUGCAUGAAUUUCAUCCGGUCGGCGUACGGGAACAAUUUGGACGGGACUUCUCCAGGAAUGCGAUCGCAAAUUAAUAGUGUGACGCACUGGAUUGAUGCUUCUCAUGUGUACGGGAGCACAAUUGAAAAAGCAAAUGAGUUACGAGACACGACGUCGGGUAGAGGACGGCUGAAGACGUCCGUGAACAGCAACGGACGCCAAACGUUGCCCUUUAUUGGCAACAAUUCUUUAAUGUACUACAAUGCGGGUGAUUUCCGGGUGAAUCAACAUCCAUUGCUGACUCUCUUGCAUACCGUUUGGCUUCGAGAGCACAACCGCAUCGCCGAAAACUUGUACAGGGCAGCUCCGGGAAAGGUGGACGAAUUUUACUAUGAACACGCUCGGCGUAUUUUGAUUGCUCUGAUGCAGCACAUCACCUACAACGAAUACCUGCCCGCCAUGAUAGGUCCUACAUUGGCAGCCCGGAUUAUGUCCCCGAAGAAUGGUUAUUUGAAAAGUGGCAAUCCGGCGAUAUUUACCGAAUUCUCAACGGCUGCCUUCCGCGGAGGCCACUCUCAGCUAAGAAGCCUCAUAAGAAUAGUGAAAGAAGACGUUAACAAGGUCGACAGAGGCCUCAAAUUUGAUUUGAAGGAGCAGCAGUCAUUACUAGAAUAUUUGCCUCCUGUCGUGGAAGCUCGUUUUAUGGAUCAGGCUCUACAUGGUCUCCUUCAGACGCCUGUGCAGACUGUCAAGUCCAGUCUGCAAGAUGAUUUAAAAACCCAUAUUUUCAAGCCGAAAGCAGAGCCAUUUGAUUUGAUAUCGUUAAACAUUCAACGAGGUAGAGACCACGGUCUUCCUUCAUACACCAAAAUGCUAAGUUAUUUCGAUCGCAAUAAUGUGCCAUCGAAUUUCGACGAACUACUCCCACUCAUACCAGAAGAAGCUGUUGCUGCAAUGAGAUCCGUGUACGAAUCGGUGGACGACGUUGACUUGUACGUCGCUGGACUCGCAGAAAAGCCUCUGCCCAAUGCCGCACUGGGCCCCACAUUUGCUGGCAUUUUCGCGGCGCAAUUUUUGAAUUUGAGGCGAACGGACCGAUUCUUCUACGACCACAACGUUGACGGAACUACCGGAUUCAGUUCAAAUCAGGUGGCGGAAAUUCAAAAAGUUUCUUUGGCGCGUAUCAUUUGCGACAACAGCGACGGCACCAUCACCCGAGUCCAACCCAAGGCCUUCCUCUCUCCCGAAGGGUCCAACAGACCCGUUUCGUGCGAUAACUUAUCUGAUCUACCCGGAAUCAACUUCUCUAAAAUGUUGCCUCUUUAAAACUUUAACCAAUUUAUUCAAAGCAGGUGGUCUCAAUUUGAAACAAUUACAUACAAAUGAUUGCUUUCAUUGACAAAUUAAAGGUGAAGGACUGGUGUCAGGAUUGAUGGGGGUUCUAAUACAUUUACAACACCGUCUA
Molecule: messenger RNA, 2355 nt
Organism: Daphnia pulicaria
Lineage: Eukaryota; Metazoa; Arthropoda; Branchiopoda; Diplostraca; Daphniidae
Product: chorion peroxidase-like
Exons: 14
Coding region: 183-2216 (677 amino acids)
Biological process (GO): response to oxidative stress
Molecular function (GO): heme binding; peroxidase activity
Source: RefSeq, a predicted model, not a curated record